AUGGCGUCCAGAGAAGCCAGUCCGGUGGGAGGAUCUGACGUGAGCAGUGGCGACGACGUCGCAAACGACGCCCUCCACUCUUCUCAACGCCCGAAGAGAGAGACCAGCGCAGAUUCCUCGAACUUGCAAUCUCUCGACGAGCACUCCGACAAUGACGCUCUCCACCCACACAGAUCCCGGCCGUACGCGGGCUUUUCCACGAGCUUCACGAACGACUCCUUUGGCCAGCCCCUGGGCAACAGCACGACGUUUGCCUCGACGCGGCCCUUCAACAGCUAUCAAGCCCCCACCGACGUGGAGCAGUUCCUAUCGGGGCCGCCAGUGGCGAAUCAGACCUUUACCCCCAGCUCCUUCCACCGCGGCACCGAUACCCUGCACGUGAGCGCCAACUCUAGCUUUGUGUCCAUUCCAAAGACGGAGUCCAACUCGGUUGAUGUCUCGGCGAGCACGUCUCCCCACCACACGAAUGCGGUGCCGUCCAUCGUGGCACAGCCGCAGGGACAGGCGAGCUCCUCUUCCUUCACCGCACACCCUUUGACUGCUACGACGCAUCAAGACCCGAAGAGCAACGCCGCCUUUUAUGCUUCGGCGACUUCUUCUUUGGUUGCACCGUCUCGGCGUUCCGCCGUCGCGCACGGGGACAGUGGUGGCAUCCUCACGGCGACCCAAUCGAGUCCUCUCGUGUCGAGCUCGAAGCCACCCAUCCCAACUGUCACGAAGUCCGCCUCCAACCCCGGCACCGCCGCGCCUCUCCCGACGAAACCGGCAAGUCUCACGGUGAAGGCGCCUUCCAUGUUGGUGGCAACGACCUCCUCCUCGUCAGCGUCGGGCAACACCGGUACUGCCGGACUUGUAGCCCCGCGCUCGCCGCAGCGCCGCAACUCGAACGGCACGUUUCCACCCACCUCGCCGGUCGGGGGGUCUCCGGUCGGACCCGCGACGAUGCCCGCCGCCGCCGGCAGCGCACGCCCGGGGUCUCCAAGUAUGCAUCUCGCGCGCACCACUUCCAGUCACUCGUUAAACUCACACUUUAGUGACCUUACCUCGCCGUCUCCGAUGCUCAACGGUGGCGCGGCGGCGCAGGCGGGCUACAGUCCGAUGCAACGUAAUGGCGCAAGCCCCAACUUUGGCACCCAGACCUCCCUGAACCACCACCGGUACCCAUCGGUGCUCGCGUCGUCGUCUUCCGUUGUGUCGCCGACGCAGCGGGAGCCGGGGAUGGCCCACAGCCGCUCCGAGAGCGGGUCUCGCCACCUCUUCGGCGACCGCGGCAACGCCACCACCCUCUCGACCGCCGCGGCGCCGCAGCCGUACAGUUUCGACUCGCUCGCCGGCACCGGGCGGCGUUCGCCAUCGCGGUCGAGCGGGCCGGCGCUGAGUGUCGGGUCCCGUCAGCGCGGUGUCGUGCGCGCUACGGAGUCAUCGCCGGGCACGACCGGCACGCACACCUCCAGCCGCUACACACCCUCGGGCAGUAGCGGCGGCAGCAGCAGCGCCAUCCAGCCGCUAUGGCUGAGUGCGGUGGAGCGGAUGAAAUCGAACCGCGGCAACGACGACCUCGCCCUCUACGACCCCGUCCUCCCGUACGAUCAGAGUAAGCUAGGGAUGCAGACCCGACAGGCCGGCCAACAGGGAACGCUGACAGCUGGCAAACUGCGCGCUCUGGAGGCGCAGCACGCGAGCGCUUUCAAGAGCAACGACCGCAGCGGUCUGCAGCCGCUUGUCGCCUACAGCGUGGCGGGAGGCCGACCAAACUCGCCGACGCCGCGAUUGGGGACGCCGUCCCCGACGCGGAUGCCCACGUUAACCGCGCAGGAGGAGGCGAUUCAGACCACGGCGCGGUACGGUCGUGCUCUCUCCGAGCAGAGCGGUAGCCGUCGCACAGGGCACAUCCGGUCGACAGCCAACGGCGGCGGUGUGAGCGCCUACGGUGGCGGCCGCCACGCCGUCACGGCGAUGCCGAGCACCUUGCGUGGGGCGACAGGCAGCAACAGCGGCGUCAUCACGGCUUCGGAGACGGUGACGAACGGGAGCAACUUCGGCAGCGCCACCGGCACCUUCACGUCCCGCUCCGAGCAGGGCGGCCUCCCUGGCUUUCUGCACGGGUCGUUGAACUCGAAGAUCGGCACAGCGGAGCACAGACUGGCAAAUCUGUUUCAGAUGCGGUCAGCCUCCAACGCCGCGGGCUUGCACGCCAAGGAAACGUCAGGGGGUGGGGUGGGGACCGCCUCCCUCGGCUCCGGAAACGGGGGCGGGAGCAGCAAGGGGGUGCUGCGUGCCAGCGAAGAGCAGAAGGCCGUCACGCCACGUACAUCCGGUGGCAGUGCGGGGGCCGGUGGCGGCGGUGGCGGUGGCGGUGGUGGUGGCGGUGGUGGUGGCGGUAGCAGCAAUAACAAUAACAGUAGCGGCAACAAUGGGCGAAAGAUGCACUCGAAGCGUGGAGACAUGGGCAACCCUGCCCCGACCCAGUCGAAGGAGUUGAAGAAGCAGAUGGACGCCGAGGGCGACGAGGACGAGCGCGAUGAGCGCAACUUCCGCACACGCAACAUCAACGCUCUGCACGCCAUCCCGUGGGAUCAGCGCCGGCAGCUGCCCAUGACCGGCUUUGGUACCCGCUUCUUCGCCCUGCUGAGCACACCGCGGUUUUGGGAGAAGCUGGACUGGGCCGUCCGCGGCUCUCUUCUGACGGUGCUGCCGACGAUGGUGCUCGCUCUUGAGCCGGCCACGACGAACCAGUUCCCCAUGGCCUCCUCCCUGGCCUUCAACGCCUUCUGGAUCACCAUGCCCACCUUCGGCAGCGGCCUGCGUGAACUCAUUAUCGCCCUCAAAGGCUUCUCAUUUGGGCUCAUCUUUCUCAUCAUCGUCGUCGCCAUCCAGCCGGGCCCGGACUGGCUGCUGCUGCUAUUGCUUUUCGUCUUCACGCUCUUCUCCUCUUUUGUUGCUGAGGAGACAAAGAAGACGACGGCCUACGUGUUGGCCUCCACCAUCAUGCAGUACCUCACCGACCACACAGGCACCAACUUCCACUACGUCGGGCAGUACUACGAAGGGCUCCUCAUUGCACUUGCCUUUGGCACGGCAGCCUUCCUCGUGCCUUUCAUUCGCUGGUCGAGCGACAUCGGCCGGCACUACAUCAAGGCGAUGUCCAACAGUCUCAGCAUUGGCCUGCAGGGCACGCUGUCGAGCUUCUGGGUGCGCGCCCCGCUCGAGCGUGAGCUGAAUGUGAUGCGCCUGCGCCAACUCCGCGCCACCGCUGAGAAGUGCAUCGGCAAGAUCGAGACGGCGCUGGACGAGUCCGGCUACGAGCCGCACACCGGCGCCUACAUGGCCUGCAUGACAAACCGCUUCAACUUUUGCAAGUCCAUCCACAACAUUCUCGGCUCCCUCAACCACGUCGUGGAGCUCAUCGCAGACAACCCGAGCUCCGUCGACACGCCGAUGUGCAACGCGUUUGGCGAACAGAUUGGCGACGACUUAGCGAUCAUCUCCUCCGCGAUGGACAGCAUGGUGCUGAAGAUCUGCGACUUUGAGCGCAUUGUCACGCCGCAGGAGAUUCAGUUCUUUCGUGAGGCACGCGAGCGCUUCCAGGAGGCGGUCUCCCGCGUGCGUGAGGACGUGGUCUUGACCAACGAGAACUACGAAACCGACGAGUCCGACAUCCUGCUCGGCUUCUUCAUGUUUAGCGUGGACGAGAUGUGCGAGGUGAUCAGCCAGUUUGAGGAGACAGCAAACCCGCCGAGCACGUUCCGGAACGCGCUUCUCUUCCCCGUUCGCGACGUCAAGAGCGUCAUCUCCGCCUUCAAGAACCUCGCCCUCACCGUCGUGCGCCGUCGCACCAUCCCGCGUCGUCUGAAGGAGGCGAUCAAGCUAGCGGUGUGCAUGGUGCUGCCCUGCAUUUUCCAAGUGUACGCACUCGGCAACGACUCCGUCAGCCCCAUGGCGGGUGCGUCGGUGAUUGCCCUCAUUUACAACCCAACCGGCUCCGAGAGCUUCCACUACGCCUCGGGGCGUCUGCUCGGCACCGUGCUGGGCUCGAUGGCGUCUUUGCUUUCCGUGCAGAUCGCUGACGGCCGUCGGUGGGUGCUGUACAUCUUUAUCAUAUGCAUCUCGUUCAUUGGCGCCUACGUGCAGGCCGCCCCGGGCUUCUACGCGCUGGGUAACGCUAUUGUCUGCAGUACGAUUUCAGUGUGCACGCAGUACACGAACCAGAACGCCGCCAUGGUGCGUAUCCAACAGAACUGCUUCGCGAUUCUCAUGUACUUCGCGGUAGUGACCAUUUUGUGGCCGAUGCGGGCUCGCACCAAGGUGAAGAUGAGUCUCAACUUUUCGCUGCGCUGCGCGCGCGAGUCCAUCACACGCAUGCUGCGCAACCUGGACAUGCCCUACGACCCCAGCGAGGUCACCGCGGAUGUCUCGGCGCUGCUGCUGGAGAUGAAUAAGAAGGUGCGGACGCAGGUGCGGUUCAUACCGGGCGCCAUCGAGGAGCCGACGAUGGGCUCCGUGGAGUACCCGGAAGACGCGUGGAAGCGCAUCGUGGAGGCGGAGCGGAAGCUGUGGCUGGCGCUGUCGAUGAUGCGCUUCGCCUAUCACACCUUCAUGUCCAGCCGCGCCGACUCGACGAUGGAGUUGUCCGUGCACUGGGUGGUGCUGCAUCGCAUCUCUCCUCACGCCCGCGACCUGUCCGACCUCAUUUACGCAGCCAUCGACCUCUACUUGCUGUCGCUGAGCAACACGACGGUGGUGCCGACGUCCCACCUGACCCGCCUGCGCGUCGGGAUGGUGGAGGCGCACAAGGCGAUUGAGGACACCUACAUCCGCACCAUCACGCGCAAGGUGGCGGGUGAGGAUAGCGACGACGAGGAUGAAGAGGGUGAGGAGGACAGCGGCUCCUUCCGCAGCUCCUACGCGGAGGACGAUGACUACUACGACCCCAGCUACGGUGGCCACGGUGAGGGCAGUCCCGGCAGCAGCGGCCAUCCCCCUCCCACCACGAACAACCGCACCUUUUCUUCUGGGGCUGGGCUGGACAAGAGCAACAACAACAAUAACGGUGGUAGCGGUGGCGGCGGUGGCGAUGGAGGCGCGGGCGGUGGGGAAGGAAAGAACGACACCAACGGUGCGAGUACUUCUGUGCUUAAGAAGAGCACCAACGACGACAGGGACAAGCACGAGGCGAACACUGCGGGGCAGAAGAAGGAGGAGACCCGCCGCAAGAAGGCGACACACCGCCGCGCAGACAGCGACUCCUCUGACUCCUCGAGUGAUGCGUCGUCGUCUGACAAGAGUGCCCACAACGACGAGGAGCAUCACAAGAAGAAGGGCAAGAAGAAGAAGAAGGGUUACUUGGGCUACGAACUCACCAAGGACGAGGAGGCCGCACUGCGGGCCUUUGUCUCCAACCGCGUCGGGAACAACACCUUCGGGACUAACAAGUCGAUGCUGGGGAACACCACUUUCAUGAGCCGAAACACCGGUGUCUCCAUGACGGCGGCGGCGGCGGCCGCAGCGGUGAGUGGUGGUGGGGCGAAAGGCUCCAUGGCCGGCUCCCCUCCGCAGGUCAAUAACGAUGCGCGGCUGAUGGCCGUGCGCGGCGGCGACGACGGCUUGGCGGCUGAGCUGCGCAAGAAGCACAACAUCGCCGUGAAGAAAGACAAGGACGACGACCACGCGGACAAGGACGGGAAUGACGGCGACAACGAUGAUAAUAACAAAACCUUUGGCGGGAAGUCGAAGGCGGGCGAGGAGCCGCACGUGGAGCACCUCGAGAGCCUGAACCUCUCCAACAAGUCCUUUAUCAAAAAUCAUCCCGUUCUCAAGAACGCUUCUUUCCUGGGCAGCCUGUUCAACAAGAAGCCGAAGGAGGCGCACGACCUCGACGCUGAGGAAAUGCAAGGCGACGACGUCAGCAGCACCACCGCCGCAUCCAAGAAGGGAAAGAAGAGCAAAAAGGACGGCGGGCGCAAACCACGUCGCAACUCGUCCGCGAUGGCCCGCAAAGGGAAGCGAGAGAAAAACGGUGGCGACGAGACGUCGAGUGGGCACAGCACCCCGAGCACGUCCUUCACGCGCUCUCACCGCGGCAUUCGCAGCGAUCGGCACAGCGCCACAAGCGACUUCAGCGACAUCGAAGACGACCCCCGGCCAAAUCGCAAGUCCGGGGCGCGGACCAAAAGCGUAGGGGCUGCCGCCGCAGGAGCCACAGGGAAAGAGGGCAAAGCAGGCGGACGACUGUCCAUGGCGUUCUCGAUGCCAGCGGUGCUGUCGCCGAAGCGGCACACCGGCAGUGAUGCCGCCACGAGCCCGCUCGGGGAGGGCGGAGCCAAUGUGGAUGGCAAGCACGUGCGCAUGGCCAGCUCGACGCCGGUGGUGUCCGGUGCCGGCCGCGCGGCGGGCGUGUUGGGCGGCGUGGCAGAGCCCGGUAACGCGCUGCCGGGGAAGGUGAUGGGCGGCCCACCGACGCUGCCACCCAACGCAGCCCACACCGGGUCCUUUGGCACCGUCGCCACGGUCGGCGCCCACUCCGCCGAGGACGCAAACUCACCUUUUGGGGUGACGCCGCUGGAGGGCAAGGAGGGUCGGGGGUCGCCGCAGCAGGAGCCACCGCCGGCAGCGGCGGACGAUGCGGCCCAGCACCCCGCCGGCAACAGCGGCGGCAGCACCCCUGAGGAGGAAGAACGCAAGGCGGGCAGGAAGAUGGACAGCCGCGACAGCUCGAACCUCACCGGCAGCACGGAGAAGAAGAUCCUGGUCGGCGGCGAUGGGGAGGGCGGCACCACGCACAGCAGCUCUGACGAAAAGGACGCGCACCGAAGCGGCGACACCCCCGACGGACUCGAGAAGGCCCCGGCAUCUCCGCACAAGGAAAAGAAGAGCGUUAAGACUGACACCAAGAAGGAGAGGAAGAGCUCGGCAGGUGCGCAGGACGCGGACGAGGCCUCCUCCCGCCAGGUAGCUGCCACCUAUGGGAGCCAAAGCAUGAACAGCAUGCGCUACCCCCCGCCCCAGUCCACGAGCCAUGCGGGGGGUGACGGAAAGCCAGACCACAGCGCCGAUCGCACGGCGGAGCUGCUACAGAGCGUGCAGGACGGCGAGCCAGACCCCAUGAGCCACUUCGACGAGAGUGAAGUACUGAACAACAUCUCCUUCUUCGACCCCGAGAAGGGCGAGUUUGUGCUGACGAACCAUGACAUUCACAGCUUAGAAGCCUUCCUGUUUGGUACGCAGGCGCUGGUGACGUACAUUAACGAGCUGCAAAAAGCUAUACUGGAGAUGCAGCACGAGACGGAACUCGCGAAGCGUUUGUGA
This is a messenger RNA of Leptomonas pyrrhocoris, 7305 nucleotides long. RefSeq lists its product as hypothetical. Bases 1 to 7305 code for a protein of 2434 amino acids. Gene Ontology annotation, cellular component: plasma membrane. The record is from RefSeq and is a predicted model, not a curated record. Lineage: Eukaryota; Euglenozoa; Kinetoplastea; Trypanosomatida; Trypanosomatidae. The transcript has a single exon. Gene Ontology annotation, molecular function: transmembrane transporter activity. Gene Ontology annotation, biological process: transmembrane transport.